UUGCAGUGUCAGCUGUUGGUCACUGAUGGGGUAAACACCUGAAGAUGAUGAGGGAGAGAGCCUAGUGGAUACCAUGCGUUCCAUUCUGGCUCCCCGCAGGCAGACUCUGACGGUUUUACUUGCCUGAAGCAGGACAGGUGUUUAGCCCAGGCUCCUGGGCUACAGUGGCAGCCAGAGGAGCCUGGCUGCCGGGACUCAGAGAGCACCGUGCAGGUCCCGGGACGCGCCCCUUGUGCAUCUGCGAACUUCCGGGCAGGUGGCCCACGGUGGCGACGGGACGUGGCAGGUGCGGCUCGCGGGACGCCGGCCCCACCCACACCCCCGCCCCCACCGCUCCUCUCCCUCCGGGCGGGAGGACCUGAGGGCGUUGGCUGGGGGCGGGCGUUGACCUGGUGACCGUGGCGCUGCCCCAGACCCGGGUCGCAGUCCCACUCGCUCGGAGCCCCGACCCCAGAGCCUCCCUCCCGGGAAAAAGCGGCCGCGCCCGCCCUGCGCCCAGCUCCGCCCUCUGUCGGCCCAGGCCUGAAGGAGCCGGACAGCCAUGAGCGCCAACCCCCGAUGGGACAUCAGCAGGGCUCUGGGGAUAGCCAAGCUCUUUCACCUGCUGUGCGGGGUCCGGGAAGCCUGCGUGACCCCGUUCCUGACCCUCUACCUGAGGCAGCUGGGCUUGGCCGCGCCCUGGGUGGGCAUCCUAAUGGGAACCAAGCACCUGAUCGCUGCCUUCUGGGCUCCCAUCUGUGCCAUCCUGGCCAAAAGCUACCGGAAACGGAGAACACUUCUGAUGGGCUCCCUGCUUGGCUCGGUGGGGGCCAGCCUGCUGAUGGUCCUGGUUCCACUGGCAGACAAAAACUGGGUGCACCUCCCUUGUAAUGGAAGCAGCAGCGUAACCAGCACUGACGCACUACUGGGGGUCACACUACCUGUGAACAUCACCUUGGCCCAAGAGCCUGCCUCUAGCCACCCAACCAAGAGGACUGGAGAGGUGGAGGUGCCUAGCUUCAGAAAGCCACCUGGUGAAAGUGACCAAGAAACUUUUGGUGAUCUUCACAGCUACUUAGCACUCUCUGUAGAAGGAGCUAGGACCACAUCCCAAGUUCUCCUCCAUCCUGACACUUCAGGGCUGAAAGGUCAUCCCUGGGAAGUUACUUUUGAGGUGGUCAAGACUGACCCCCCCUUGCUUCCUGCCGGGAAAGGUCCCGGAAAUCCAGCCAAUUUGUCAGGGACCCAGGGGAAACCCUGGGCUUUUGACUUGUCCUUGGAAGGGUUGCGGUGGACUUUCAUCCUCUCCUUGGGGUCCUUGGCAUUCUGGGAGCUGCUGACAGCACCUCUGGAGCAGGUGGCAGAUGACAGCCUUUAUGAGUACCUGGAUUUUGUUGAUGCCACUGACCGAUACAGAAGCUUGUCGGUCUGGAGGUUGCUGGGCAUGUCGGCAGGUGUGUGUGGCAUCGCAGCCUUGGUGGAGCAGCUGGACUGCUUCCUGAUGACCAGUGGCCCCCAGGGUGUGGUCCACUUCUAUGGCUACUCGGUGGUCAGCAUCCUGGCCUUAUUGAUGAGCAUUGCCUUUCCCAUUCCCAUCUAUCGGCCGUGGGAGCCCAGCUAUAAAAGCGUCAAAGCAUUGUCUAUUGUGAGGGGCGACCCCCGCCUCAUUCUCCUCGCCUCCACCAUUGUUUUGAUAGGAGCCAUCAUCAGUACUGUCCAGAACUUUCUGUUCUGGCACAUGAAGGACCAUGGGAGCAGCGAGCUGGUCAUGGGUUUUUCGGUUGCCCUCAGCUUGAUGGGGGAAAUUCUGCUUCAUCUGUUUGAAAUGACAUUGCUUAGGAAACUGUCCAGGGCAGGCCUGGUGGGGCUGGGGCUGGGCUGCCUCGCUGGGCAGCUGCUCUACUACUCUUUCCUGUGGAGCUGGUGGUCUGUCCUCCCUGUUCAAAUCUUGAGUGCCAUUAGCAAUGGGGCUCUGUGGUGGGCUGUGGAGGCCUCAGUAGAGGACCUGACCACUCCCCACAUGGAGAGGGCUCUGAGUGCCUUGUUCCGAGGCCACUUUUACAGGAGUGGCUGUAGCCUGGGCAGCUUUGUCGGGGGCUUCGUGGUGAUGCGCUUCAGCCUGGCUGUGCUCUACCAGGCCUGCUGUGUGGUUCUGUUGCUCUGGUUGGCCUUUUUCCUGUCCAUACAGCGGAGGCUGCCCCAAGAGCAGAAAAUCAAGUACUCAAAGCUGCUGUCUCUGGAGGUGAGUGACACCAGUGACUCUGAGCAGGGGACAGAACGGGACUGGCUUGUGAAGGCCAUGAGGGAAGAACCAGACUGAAAGGGCUGAGAAAUCCAGAGUGUUAUGAUCUAGGAAGGAAUGAGGGGACUGAACAAAGCUCAGCCUGCCAAGGACAGAAACCUGCCCUGGACUGCAGGGAGCCUUGGGGAAGAAAGGGGAGGGUGUCUAUGCUGAAGGCCCAAAAGGAUCGUCUCAUUGCAUGAUUUUCUUUACUUUUGUAGUAAAAGGAGAUUUAACGUCUUGCCAUUCAAUCUUUUUUUAAACAAUGAGGGAAGAAUACAUUUGCUUUUAAAAA
Messenger RNA from Cebus imitator (Panamanian white-faced capuchin), 2555 nucleotides. It is a transcript of the gene MFSD6L, whose product is annotated as major facilitator superfamily domain containing 6 like. The record is from RefSeq and is a predicted model, not a curated record. NCBI's taxonomy places the organism in Eukaryota, Metazoa, Chordata, Mammalia, Primates, Cebidae. Gene Ontology annotation, cellular component: membrane. The transcript has a single exon. Bases 542 to 2299 code for a protein of 585 amino acids.